CCGGCCUCUCCGCUGGGCACCGGACAGCGGCAGGCCGGAGCGCGGAGGGCCGAGGACUCGCGCCCACCAGGCGGGGCUGCAUGAGGCCCCCGCGCGGCCAGUCCUUCUGGCUGCUGCUCCUGCUCGCAGCCGCCUGCGCGGGGAUCCUCCUCGUCCUGUACUCCUCGCCGGUGGAGCGGUUCCCGGGGUCCCAGUCCCGAGCCAGGAACAUCUCGCCUCACCAAGCAUUCUUCCAAUCCAAGGCAAGGCGUUCUGGGAACACAAAGAGCCGGCCCUGCCCACAUCCGCUUGACCUGGCCAUUCUGAGGCACCAACGCUUCCGGAAACUGUUUGAUCUCUCCACUCCAGUGCUGCUGUGGGGGGGCCUCUUCACCCCAGAGCUCUGGGACGACCUGAGUCAGCAGAAGGGCCCCUAUGGCUGGCGGGGACUCUCACACCAAACCAUCGCCUCUACCCUGAGCCUUCUGAACAGCUCAGAGAAUGAAAGACUGUUUGCCGCCUCGGGGGGCCCCUCCCCAGACUGCAUUCGCUGUGCCGUGGUGGGGAAUGGAGGCAUUCUGAACGGGUCCCGGCAGGGUCUGCAAAUUGAUGCCCACGACUACGUGUUCAGACUCAAUGGAGCAGUGAUCAAAGGCUUUGAGCAAGAUGUGGGCACCAAGACUUCCUUCUAUGGUUUCACUGUGAACACCAUGAAGAACUCCCUCAUCUCCUACCAGAACCUGGGCUUCACUUCUGUGCCGCAAGGACAGGACCUGCGUUAUAUCUUCAUCCCCUCAAGCAUCCGUGACUACCUGAUGCUGAGAUCAGCCAUCCUGGGUGUGCCUGUCCCAGAGGGCCCUGACAAAGGGGACAGGCCUCACACCUAUUUUGGACCGGAAGCCUCUGCCAGUAAAUUCAAACUACUGCACCCAGAAUUCAUCAGCUACCUGACAAAGAGGUUUUUGAAAUCAAAAUUGAUUAACACAACCUUUGGAGACCUAUAUAUGCCCAGUACUGGGGCCCUCAUGCUGCUGACAGCUUUGCAUACUUGUGAUCAGGUCAGUGCCUAUGGAUUCAUCACAAAGAACUACCAGAAAUAUUCUGACCACUAUUUCGAACGAGUAAAGAAGCCACUGAUAUUCUAUGCAAACCAUGAUCUGCCCCUCGAAGCCGUUCUGUGGAGAGACCUACAUAAGGCUGGCAUCCUUUGGCUGUACCAGCGCUGACCCCAAAGCACAAAGCCUUCUGCUUCUUGCAGGGCUGUGACCCUGGUACCCACAAGUGGCCAAAAGCCCUCCCCCCUUUUUUUCACCUUUGAGAAGGGGGUUCACUCCCCCUGAUCCUCUACUUCCCAACAGAAGAUACUGAGGUGAACUCGUGACUGUUACUAAAAGGAGGGCACCCUAUCUUACCAUCUAAAGGAAAACCCUCUGGGUCUUAGACAUCCCAGUUUGGUUAAAGGAAAGCAGACUGCUUUGCUGGAUUUAUUUCAAAAUUGAAGACAACAUUCCCAACAUCAGUGACCCUUACCAGCAAGAGGCAGGCACACCUUGGAGCUAAGCAAGAGCCAACAGACUUAGAUCAAUGAUGCCAUUCAGGAUCCAUCAGUAACCAAGAUCAAGCCAGACAAGCAGGCAAACACACAAUCCCAGCCCCAACUCUCCCCUAAUGGCAUGUCAUCCCCAAAUACCAAAGUCACUCAACUGAGGACAUCUCAAGCACCUGAGACCAUGAUUUUUCUGUCCCCUGAUAAAGUGUAAGAGCAAAAGGCAAAAGUAAAACUCAAGACUAGGUUAACUGCAUAAAUGACCAUUUUGUCUUGUGCUGGGGGUUGGCAGAGAAAGUACAGAAGAUGCUGGUGUCCAGCACGAAGUUUACCAGAGUCCAAGAACAGGAGAUACUGGUGUUUGAUGGGAGUCAACUGCAUAGAAGCCUGCCUGCCACCGCUACCAACGCUGAGGAUCUUGUCACCAACAGGAUGACACUACUGGUGAUGAAACCUCAUCCUCACAUCAUGGCUUCAAUAAAUUUGAACCUAUCUAGCUCA
Messenger RNA from Ictidomys tridecemlineatus (thirteen-lined ground squirrel), 2026 nucleotides. It is a transcript of the gene St6galnac2, whose product is annotated as ST6 N-acetylgalactosaminide alpha-2,6-sialyltransferase 2. The record is from RefSeq and is a predicted model, not a curated record. Lineage: Eukaryota; Metazoa; Chordata; Mammalia; Rodentia; Sciuridae. Gene Ontology annotation, biological process: protein O-linked glycosylation. Gene Ontology annotation, molecular function: alpha-N-acetylgalactosaminide alpha-2,6-sialyltransferase activity.